GAGAAUACAAAUUCCAUGUAAAAAUGGAACCGUUUCGCUUUCGAUUUGUAGGCUAUAUAAAGAAAUGACUCGGACACACUUAUAUUGUCAUCAAACCUAGGCCACGUCAGCGGUAACUCGAAGCAAUCAUGUGCACGGGCGAAAUCUACUUCGAUAUCGGCGUACCCAAUAACUGGAAGCCUCCGUCCAGAUCUGACGAGGUAUGGUCGGGCCCUGAAGACAAAGCCCUGAGGCGAUUCCACGACAAGUACGUCAAGAUAGAAAAAUCUACUUUCCAUAACAAUCAAGUAGAAGUUAGUCGCAUAUUGAAGAGUCUGUAUAAGGAGCUGAAGACACUCGAGACAUCUCAUCAGUUUCUGAGGUUCCGACCAUUUGUAAAGCAAGGAGGUUCAAGAGAAGGUUUAAAGGUCGGAAAGGCUAAUGAAUUCGAUGCAGUACUCCCUUUCACCUUCCUUGGAACAACCGCAGCCAUCAGGGAAUCGCCCAGCAACAAGCUGCCAGCAGGUUUGGGUGAAAUCGAGAUUGUCAAAGUCAAUAGACGCAUGAAUGUUCAUCCGAAAGGUCUCUUUGUGGAAAGAAGCGGUAAACGGUUUGUGGACUCCAGGGUCUUCCAUGACCAGUUGAUCAAGGGACGCGUGGAUGCAGCUAUACAAAAGUUGAACAAAAAUCCAGACUUCGCCCGCUACAACAUCAAGCGCCAAGCUACCGCCCCAGCCAUAAAACUGGACGCUACGGUGAACGGGAAUAAAAUCAGCAUAGACGUGGUACCGGGAUAUAACAUUCGACAGAAAGGGUCAACCCUCAGAAAGUUCAUGGUCUCGAGAUGGAUUCCAGACUCCCAAAAUGACAACCGAUUCGAGCCCAUCCCUAACCCAAACUUAGCUUGGCGUGUGUCUCACUCUCAGUUCGAGAUGCGGAUUCUGGACCGAUGGAUUUCCACCAAUUUGACCGCACAGCGCCUCGUGAGAGGUGCAAGAAUACUUAAAGCCGUUCGAGAGAAUGACGUUGAAAGGAUUCCUAGCUCGCAACUGCAUCACGUUCUGUCUUCUUAUCAUAUCAAGAACGCUCUUCUUCACGGAAUUUUGCAUCUGAGAAAGAUCGAUGACGUUUGUUUACCCAGUGUGACAUCGGCUUGCAAUCAUCUUGUCCAUAUACUCGACACUUCUUUGGAACACAGAAACCUUCCGCAAUUCUUCUCUGACAACCCAAGCCUAGAGGAGUUUUUUCCUAUCUACAAUUUCCACACAGAUUAUCCGCCGGUGAAUUUGUUUAAGGAGAUGUCCGAAAGUGAAACCCAACAAAUCGGAUCCGAUCUUUCCAAGUCACUUGCCUACUUCAAUAUGAAACCUCUUCUGGACAGUGUCACCGAUAUUCGCGAAGAUAAGCUUGAGCCAUUCUCGAGAAAGGUCAAGGCCAACUGACAAUCGUGCAACAAUAACGAAGGCGACAGUCUCAAUACAUAUCAUUCAGUCAAAUACGGAAUAGGAUACCUUAUAUUGUAUAUGUAACAAAUAAUGUACAUGAAGAUAGGUGUUAAAAUAACUUUUUUUUUUAAUUGUAUAUUUUAGUUUCAUUGGUAUUAGAUCUAGUUUAUUAUUAAUGCCCGAUUUACAUCUGGCGCUGCAAUACAUGCAACGUCCGUGACAUGUCAAUGUUGAAUGUAUUAAUACAUAUACUUAUGAUGUACAUAUAUACUUACUAUAACAUGUAUCUUGUUAUUCAUAUUGAAUAAAAAAAAAUAACAUCAAGUGCCACAUUGUUUCUAGCCCGUGUUAUGUAUAGACAUAUGUAUAUGGUGUGAGGAGAUACAGUCAAAGGGAGAUAAUUCAACUCCAUUUGUACAUGCGUUAUUCCCCUUGUUAAUCCUCUUUUGUAAGAAAAGAACACCUUUUUGGAGAGAGAAGAAGAAUAAAACGGGAGACAUUCAUGAGAA
This is a messenger RNA of Pecten maximus, 1933 nucleotides long. RefSeq lists its product as uncharacterized. NCBI's taxonomy places the organism in Eukaryota, Metazoa, Mollusca, Bivalvia, Pectinida, Pectinidae. The transcript has 2 exons. The record is from RefSeq and is a predicted model, not a curated record. The coding region runs from base 129 to 1421 and encodes 430 amino acids.